GGCGGGACUUCCGGUAGAGAACAGGUUGGACAUAAAGUGACAGACUUCACCUCCUGAAAUUAGGAAGAAAACCCCAAAGGACGACGCGUUACAACUUAUAAAACAACUGGGGAUGAUUGUCAGACAUGGACGACAUAAACCUUCACUAUCGCUUUCUGAACUGGAGGAGACGGAAUCGAGAAAUUCGUGAGGUGCGAGCAGUGCGCUACCGGGAUCGGUGGAGGAAUAUGGCUAGAGACGGUGACAUACUCAGGUACCAUGGGGAUUCAGACGAGGUCGGCUGUUUUGUGGCAGCGAGACCUUUGUCGAAAAGGAGGCGCUAUUUCGAAGUGACUGUCAAUGACACAGGAGUGAGGGGGAUGAUCGCUGUUGGUUUGGUGCCUCAGUCCCACAAGCUGGAACAUCAGCCUGGCUGGCUCCCGCACUCUGUGGCUUUUCAUGCCGAUGAUGGCAAGCUCUAUAAUGGGAGCACAGUUGGACAGCAGUUUGGUGCCAAAUGCUGCAGAGGUGACAAAAUCGGUUGCGGAAUAUCGUUUGACUCCGAUGACGGACAGAUAACAGUGUUUUUUACCAAGAACGGCGAAGAAAUUGGCAGUGUUGAGAUCCCAGCUAACCCUGAGGAUCUGUACCCAGCAGUGGGGAUGCACUCGUUAGGCGAAGAAGUGGUUCUGGACCUGAAUGCUGACUGGAGGGUGGAGGAUGACGACGGACAGAUGAUAGUUGAUAGUCAUGAAGAGGACUGGAGCCGUCUCCAUGACGUCAAAGUGACUGGCACGCUGCUGGAGUACACGGGGAAAGGGAAGAGCAUCGUGGACGUGGGCUUGGCUCAGGCUCGUCGUCCUCUCAACCCUCGCUUCCACUACUACGAGCUGGAGAUCACAGACGCUGGAGAGAAGUGUUACAUCGCCCUGGGGCUGGCACGCAGGGACUACCCAAAGGACAAACACCCCGGUUGGAACAAAGGGUCCAUAGCUUACCAUGCAGAUGACGGGAAGCUGUUCCACGGCAGCGGCGUCGGGGACCCCUUCGGGCCGCGCUGUUUGGAAGGAGACACCAUGGGCUGCGGCAUCAUGUUCCCGCGAGACUUCAGCACGGACGGCGCAGACGAUGCAGACGACUGGGACCCGGACGUGGCUUCCAGACCCAGCGCUGUGCAGAACAACCUGUAUGCAAACGACGAAGACGAGGAGGAGGAGGAGGGAGAGGAUUUAGAGGGGAGGAAGGUCAUGGUGUUUUUCACACGGAACGGCAAAGUGGUGGGAAAAAGGGAAGUGGCCUUACCACCCAGCGGUUUCUAUCCCACUAUAGGGAUGAUGAGCUCUGGGGAGAAGGUCCGAGUUGAACUGCACCCCCUCAGUGGUUGACUGAAAGCAGAUGGUUCCUGCAGAUCUUCGCCGCACCUUUAUGACGUAAACAUCACUUUCCAUGCUGACGAAACUCGUGAAAAGGCUUAUCAAAGGUCUUUAUGACGUCUGUGCCUGCAGAAACGGCUUUAUAAUCAGGAUUUUUUUGUACUGUAAGCAGCUGCUGAUUUUAGAGUGAAAUGUUGUUUCUGACGGUUUCAUCACGCAGGGUGACGUUUAAUGAAAUGCCAAAAAAAAAAAAAGGGUUCUUUAAUCUAGAAUGUAAAAGUGCAAAUAGAGGAGACCUUUAUCAACAAACGCAUGGACAGGAAUCUAAAUAAGGUGGUCCUGGUUAAAAGAAAGUACACCCUCUGUUCUAAGGUUUGAAUGUGUUACUAGAUUAUGUGAAAUUAUUUAAAUUGAACCUCAAGUGUACAAAACUACAAAUGUGAUUUAUUUAUUACACGAUGACGAUGCAGAAAUGAAAAAAAAAAAGACCCUAUAAUUCAAGGGGGGUGUACUUUCUUUUGACUGACUGCAAUGUGUUGGCAGCUGGUCCAAUACUGACACUCAGUGGUGAGACGGCUCAGUGAAACGACGCGCCGCGAUGCAGUCAGUGGGAGUCACUUCCUGACGUAAACACGCCGUGGUCGGAGGAAACGGUUUCAGGUUUAUCAUGAGGAAAUAAAGUGCAAUAACAAGCUGUUAAAAUCCAAACAAUUUUUAAUGCUGAUCGUUUGUUGUCUCGCAAUAAGAAGUCUUAAAGCUUUAAAGGGCGUUGCGAUUUGCUCCGGUAUCACUUCCACUCAGCUGGAGAUGCUCCUGAAACAUGAACGUUUCAACUAAACCACACGAAUAGGAGGAAUCCCAAAGAUUCUUAUUUAUGUGAGUAAAACGGCUUUUUACGUCCUCGCCGACCAGAUGAUGAAGGCAUUUUAAUGCCCAUAAACACCAAAUACUAAGCAGAAGUUGGACUGGAUCAGACGUACUCACUUUUUAUUUGAAAUGCAAAAGGUUUUCAGAUUUUCUCUGCUAAAUAGCUACUCUUUGACUUGGAGAAAAUUUAUAUUUUGACUUGAAAAGUGUUUUCAAGAGCCUCUCUCUCUCCCUCUGGGGAUUUUAAAUAUUCCCAAAGAAUAAUUACACAUAAUUUAUCACAAAGGUGUGUUUACUUUUUGUUUUUGACAUUAUUUUUAAUGUAUUUUUUUUUCUACUUAGAAACAUUUCCCAUCUUGGUGAAACAAUAAAUUAUUACUCUCACGUUUAAUCUUUCAGCCUUAACCCGUACACAUAAAAGGUGAUUUUUCACUUAAAGUAAAAAAGAAUUAAAUUCAAAUAUUACUUUUGGAAAGAAAGGGAUUUGAUUACUCGUAAAUGCAGAGAGCUAACUUUGUUUUACUCUGUAAACAGAAGCUAUCUGCAGUCAUCUGUCUUUUUGUUGUCCUCUGUUGUGGCGUCCAAAGAACUUUGGUUUACGUUCUCGCUGGCAAGCUGCAGUCCAGCCUUCAUGUUUCUCUCAGAGACAAAACAUUUCCUCCCUGAUCAACUCGCAUGAAAGGUAACCAGAAGCGAGAGCCUCUCUGUAGGUCCCCCCAUGACAGUUUAGGGCUUUUGGGGGAUUUCUUUUAGCAUCUUGCGGUCUGCUUUCAGGGUAAACUUGCUUAAACAGCCAGUCAUGGACACACUGGUUGUUGUUUGUAACGUCCUCCACUUUUGGACUGUUUCCCGUACCGUGGAGGGACUGAUGGAAAUGAUUUGGUUGAUGCCUGACCAGACUCAUCAGCUGCUGCCGUCUUCUUCCUAAAGGCCUGGGAACGCGCUUUCAUCUACAUCUCCUCGGUGUUGACCAACUCCAACAACCAGGAGCCCAUUAAAUCAGAUUUAAACAGGACAAAUCUAUCUGAGGUAACGAUGCUCCAGUCUGAUGUAGCUGAUGUGACGGCCAUGUGUGGCAUUUUGGCCAUUUCCACUGAGAAUGAAUGUGAGGUUGUCCAUGUUUCCAUUGUUUUUAAAGCUAUUUUCUUUCUUCCUAAAUGUCCUCCAAAUAUGCUAGAAAAACGGAAAGAAUUUCCACAUGACUGCAAAUGAAUGAAGCAAACAUUAAACUCAUGUAUUGUUAUAAGAAACAGAAAAUUUGAGGAUUGUUUGAAUAAGAAAAACACAAGGAAAAACUGCAAAGGGGAAUUAUCUCAUUUAUUCCAAAUUAAAAUAAUUAUUUUAAACUAUUACUUUAAAAUUGAAGCCAUACUUGCUGCUCUCAGGUAUAUUUGAUAAUCAAAGAUUUUAUGUUUUUUUUUUUUUUUUGUAGUUUCUUUUAGAAUUUUGUAAUUUUUUUUCUUCCUCCUGUGUUGGAUUUGCUUGUUUUUGACAAAAUUGUUCAAUAUUUUCUAGUCAUAAUUUUUUUUUCUUCACUUCUUAAAGUCAAACAUUUAUUCUCUUGUGUUUUCCGUGAUGGUUGAAAAUCCUUAUUCUUGCACCUGUUAAAAAAAUCUGUUCUGACAAUUUUCUUUGUGGAUUUGUGAAGAAAUGCGUUCUUAAAGAGGCUUUUAGUCAGUGAUGGUGUCAACAUUCAAGGGCUCACUCGUCUUUUUCAUCACCAUGGAAAACUGGUUUGUCAGCUACAGUUGCACGUGCCUGGAAAUCUGUGUUUUUUUUUUU
This is a messenger RNA of Fundulus heteroclitus (mummichog), 4001 nucleotides long. Its product is annotated as SPRY domain-containing protein 3. NCBI's taxonomy places the organism in Eukaryota, Metazoa, Chordata, Actinopteri, Cyprinodontiformes, Fundulidae. Gene Ontology annotation, molecular function: protein binding. The record is from RefSeq and is a predicted model, not a curated record. The transcript has 11 exons. The coding region runs from base 126 to 1364 and encodes 412 amino acids.